Messenger RNA from Drosophila rhopaloa, 1680 nucleotides. RefSeq lists its product as uncharacterized. Lineage: Eukaryota; Metazoa; Arthropoda; Insecta; Diptera; Drosophilidae. The coding region runs from base 1 to 1680 and encodes 559 amino acids. The record is from RefSeq and is a predicted model, not a curated record. The transcript is spliced from 2 exons.
AUGGCAAGAGUUGUAAAGAUAUUGGUGAUACUUGUCCUAUGUCUAUCGUUGACCAGAGGAGUAACUUAUCCGGAGUUUAAAUUUCUCAGGAAACUCCUUGAUGUUAUCAGAAAAGAGGAACCUAUUCGAACGAUACUAAUAAUCAAGCACAGUCAGGAUAGAAACUGUUCUCUUCAGCAUUGGAAUCCGCGUGGAGUACCCAUCCUAAGGGCCAAUGAAUUUUCCUCCAUCAAGGUUAGAGGAUAUUUUGAUGAUCAAUCGAUUGCUUUAGUCUGCAUUAGCGAUGAUUCAGACUCAAAGCUCCUCGAAGUCUUGGCAAACGCUUUUGACAAAAUGCGACAGGAAAGAAUCAUACUGUGGAAACAAGAAGAACCCAAAAAAGAGUUGCUGGAACAUAUUACCAAGCAAUCCAUAAAAUGGAAAUUUAUACGAGUAAUAUUGCUGGCGAAUGCGAAAGAUCCCAGUGGAAUGCUAUCAUUUUACCGUAUGAAUGCAUUUCCCAAUCCACAAUUUACCAAAAUCAAAGUUACUUCGCAUUUCAAGAACAUAUCAUUUUUCGAUUUUGAAUAUACAUAUCAUGGUGCUACGGCUGUCGUAAAGGAAAGUAAAGAUUCUACAGUACACUAUAAACUUAAUACUUCGACCGGCAAUAUUUUCGUAUCCCAAGUCGAAGAUUUGGAAAUCAUUGAGUUUGCCAAUAAGUAUAACUUGACUUUGAGAAUGUAUGAUGAAAAUGACAGCAAGACAGACCAUUUUGAUUUCCAGUUACAUCAACGCUUCAUAACCCAUGAUUCUCCCACCCAAAUGGACUUCAUAAACCCCGGUUCAGCCACCUCGUUAAUGGUUUUGGUGCCCUGCAGUCGAGAGUGCGGCUUUGUGGAUGUGGUCAAGAUGUUUGAAUCACAGAGUUGGCUUUUGUAUCUUUUCUACGUUUAUUUGGCUUUCGUUUUGAUAGAGACCUUCAUACUUUGGUUGACACAUCGUAUAUCCGGAAAAGGACACCGAUUGACCAGCUUGAAUCCGCUCCUGAAUCUUCGUGCUUUUCGAGCUAUAUUGGGCCUGCCAUUUCCGGAGAUUCGCAGUUCAAGCAUUUCACUUCGUCAACUCUCUCUGGCCAUCAGUAUUUUUGGAUUUAUCUCCAGCAACUUUGUAAGCUGCAAGCUCAGUUCUCUGCUAACGAAGCCUUUUCUAAGGUCUCAGGUGAGAAACUUCGAGGAGUUGCGGGCCAGCGGAUUGAUUACUAUCACGGAUGCGUACACUCGCUUCUUUAUAGAAAGUGAAAUCGAUCCACAGUUUUUUAAUGAAGUUAUACCGAAUUACGUCAUUUUAGGCAAACACGAACGACUUAGGAUGCUUUUUCAUUUAAACGACAGCUUUAGCUUUAUAAUACCCAAAAGAUUAUGGCUAACGGUCGAUCAAUUUCAAAAAUCAGUGGGAGAGAAGGUCUUUUGCGAAUCAAAGAAUUUGAUUAUAGUGGAGGAUAUACCAAGGAUGUAUGUUCUGGAGAACAAUUCCAUCUACCGAUGGAUGUUGACAAGGUUCCUGAUUUAUAUUCACGAAUCCGGCAUCAUUCCAUUGUUGGUGGCCGCCCAGGAAAAUUUCGAUGAUAAAGACAGCCGUGGCGAGCCCAUAUCCACAUCCAAGAACAGUCCACAACCACUUCAAGUGAUUCACGGAUAA